Messenger RNA from Leptosomus discolor (cuckoo roller), 1037 nucleotides. Lineage: Eukaryota; Metazoa; Chordata; Aves; Leptosomiformes; Leptosomidae. The record is from RefSeq and is a predicted model, not a curated record.
UGACUGUGUUCUUAAGCACUUUGACUCCGAAAUUCUACUUUGCCCUUACAGUGACUUCAUCUUUUAUAUCUGGACUGAUAUUUGUGUUUGAGUGGUGGCACUUCCGAAAAUACGGCACGUCGUUCAUCGAGCAGGUUUCUGUGAGCCAUCUGAGGCCCCUCAUUGGCGGGGCAGAAAACAGCCCUCCGGCACCAGCAGCGUUCUCCGCUGGAGAGAGCGAGGCGAGCCGGCAGAACAUGCCAGAGUGCAAAGUGUGGCGAAAUCCUCUCAACCUUUUCAGAGGGGCAGAGUAUAGCAGAUACAUGUGGGUGACUGGGAAGGAGCCCCUUACGUACUACGACAUGAAUUUGUCCGCGCAAGAUCACCAGAACUUCUUCACGUGUGACACAGACGCCCUCCGGCCCUCAGACACAGUUAUGCAGAAGGCGUGGCGCGAGAGGAACCCUCAAGCCCGGAUUAAAGCAGCGUAUCAAGCUUUAGAGUUGAACAAUGACUGUGCCACGGCGUAUGUUCUCCUAGCUGAGGAAGAAGCAACAACUAUUGUGGAUGCUGAGAAGUAUUUCAAGCAGGCUCUGAAAGCAGGAGAAAUGAUUUACAGAAAGUCUCAGAAUUGCCAUUCCCAGAGUCCCCAGCACGAAGCACAGCUGAGAAGAGACACCAAUGUAUUGGUAUACGUGAAGAGGAGACUAGCUAUGUGUGCAAGAAAGCUUGGAAGGAUACGAGAAGCAGUAAAAAUGAUGAGAGAUUUGAUGAAAGAGUUUCCACUUCUCAGCAUGCUGAAUAUUCACGAAAACCUGCUGGAGGCACUUCUGGAGUUACAGGCUUAUGCAGAUGUCCAGGCAGUUUUAGCAAAGUAUGAUGAUAUCAGUCUUCCAAAAUCGGCAGCAAUAUGUUACACAGCAGCCCUGUUAAAAGCCAGAGCUGUUUCAGAAAGGUUCUCCCCAGAAACUGCCUCCAAGAGAGGGCUCAGUACAGCAGAAAUUAAUGCUGUGGAAGCAAUUCACAGAGCUGUGGAAUUUAACCCUCAUGUUCCAAAG